Molecule: messenger RNA, 987 nt
Organism: Pedinophyceae sp. YPF-701
Lineage: Eukaryota; Viridiplantae; Chlorophyta; Pedinophyceae
Source: the annotation of a GenBank genome assembly
AUGCCCGCAGGGCGCGCUGAUCAGGGCGGAGGCGCGGUGGGGGCGACGAACAUGGAGAGUGCACGGCGGGAGACGCGCGCGAACUUGCGCCAGAUCAACGACGUGGUGUCGUACUACGGCAAUGCGGCCAGCGCGGACCCGCGAGCGAACAGGCACAUCAUGACCGAGACCUUGCAGCGGCUGGGCGAGGUGAUUGACGGCGCGGACCGCCCGCGGGAACUCGCCAUGGGCACGCAGCAGCUCGCCGGCCUGAGCGACCAGAUCCACCAGAACGCGCUCCGCCAGUUCGCCUCAGCGAACCGGAAAUCCGCGGCGGACCUCGUUCAAGCUCUGCUCCAGUCGUACGGGGCGGCGGCCCGCGCGGGCGCGUCGGCCGGCGACGACGUGCAACAGAGCGGAUUCGACUGGACCAACUUCGGCGAGGACAGCCUCGAGUACUUCGACGCCACGCCCGGCCUCGACACGAUGCUCGGUUCCAUGCUCGCGCCCGCCAAGGAGCGCAAGGCGCGCGAGGCCAAGCCGAAGAAACGCGACGCGCCGAUCGGCGCGACCGUCCGGCCGCAGGACGUCGAGCACGUCGACGACGAGCUGGAGAAGCAGGACACGGACCGGAACAUGGAGGAGAUGUGGAAGCUGCUGACGCAGCGCACCGAGGGCGGGCAGCGCGUGAUGUACUACGAGCUGGUGAUGAACACGACGAGCUUUGCGCAGUUCGUGGAGAACGCGUUCACGCUGUCGUUCCUGGUCCGCGACGGGCGCGUGGAGCUCAAGGACUACAGGGACGGCGACUUCGAGACGUACGAGGUCGUGCCGGUCGUGGGGCGCAAGGGCGGCGAGCGGCACGGCGAGGCGCAGGACGCGAUGCAGCAGUUCGUGUCGUCGUUCAACAUGCACGUGUGGCGGGACGCCGCGGGGCGCAUGAGCCAGGCCGACUGCAUCAUGCCGCACCGCGACUCCGCCGCGUGGGGCAACGAGCGCGCCGCGUGA